Molecule: messenger RNA, 1103 nt
Organism: Olea europaea var. sylvestris
Lineage: Eukaryota; Viridiplantae; Streptophyta; Magnoliopsida; Lamiales; Oleaceae
Exons: 3
Coding region: 499-870 (123 amino acids)
Cellular component (GO): chloroplast
Source: RefSeq, a predicted model, not a curated record
UUCUCAGUGUCGCCAAAGUAAGCAAAAUCACCAAAUCCGCCACCUCCUCCGUCACAACAUCUGGCGUGUAGGUGACACGUAUGCCCUUGUGUUUGCACUUAGGUAAAUCAAUUUUGUCCAACCCGGAGCCGUGAUUUGCUAUGAUUUCUAGAUUUGGGAGCGAGUUGAUUAGUUCCGAGUUAGCACCGUGGAUUCCAUUUCCUACCACUGCGAGAAUAGAUUUUGAAUUUUGAUUGAAAAAUUCGAGCUUGGAAUUUGGGGGAAUUUGCCAGAAUUUGAAAAGGGUGAAUCGUUUGGAGAGCUGUUCUUGGAGGUAAUUUGACAUUGGGCAAGUUAACAACACGCCUAUGCUUUCCAUUGUCGAUCCGAUCGGAGGAAUUUCAGUUCAUCAUUCACGGAAGGAUUCCUUGAUUUUUCCAGUGCAUAUUCUAACGGAACAUUCAUCCUUUAACUUUGCGAAAGCUAUAUAGAAACCAAUUCUAUGCGCAGCUUCAGGAUAUGGCUAUGGCGGUCGCACAAGUUUCAAGGAUUUACAAUCUCCAGCAUCCUCUUCCAGCUUUGCCAAGAUUUGCCCCACAUCAAACUACUCUCCCCACGAUGCCGUCCAGGAAUCUCUCUCUUGUUAGAGCUUCGAAGCCGGGAAGAGAAAACACAAAUGAGCCCGAUUCUGCGACCUUCAUUUCUUCGGCGGACUUGAAUUACUUAGUGAAAUUAGGAGCUGGUUCUCUUGCUGGUGCAGCUGCAAUUAAAUAUGGAAGUAUCAUACUCCCAGAAAUAACACAGCCCAACAUUGUGCAGGCACUGAUUAUGAUAACUACUCCAGUUAUUGUAGCUGUCGUCCUUCUGAUCAAGCAAAGCCGUGUAGAUUGAACAAGUUUUUAUUUGACAUUUGCCCUGGAAGUGAACACAAGAUGAACUUCGUCCAGCUUCUAUUUGGAGAUCGAGGAAGAUAUGCCCAUCCCAUGAUUUUGAACUAUGUUUUCGACAAUGAUACAUAAAGAAACAGUGAAUUUCGUGAGUAAAAUGUUGUAAUAAUGCGUUGUUCAGAGUCCUUGGGUUUAUGAAUAAACACAUUGUUAAGGGCUUUUCUACGGUUUCUUAUU